Neoarius graeffei (lesser salmon catfish) is the source of this 6442-nucleotide messenger RNA. RefSeq lists its product as uncharacterized. Gene Ontology annotation, biological process: regulation of transcription by RNA polymerase II. Gene Ontology annotation, molecular function: DNA-binding transcription factor activity; RNA polymerase II cis-regulatory region sequence-specific DNA binding. The record is from RefSeq and is a predicted model, not a curated record. The coding region runs from base 2769 to 6104 and encodes 1111 amino acids. Lineage: Eukaryota; Metazoa; Chordata; Actinopteri; Siluriformes; Ariidae. The transcript is spliced from 4 exons.
UUAUGGUGGUUAAAUUGCUGAUUUUCUAAACAUAUGCCAUGUCUAUUUCAGACGCGUCACAUCCAUAACGGAAUUUCGUCACAUCCAUAACGCUGACUUUUCCUUCCGAAACUCUGCAUGAAAUACAAAAUAUUUUAAACAAAGAUUUUUUAAUAUUCACCUUGGACCCCUCUAUCAAAUGGAUAUCUCCAUUUCGACAUUAGGUUUACGAUUUCACAGAGUUUGAUAAAAAUGUACAGUCACCCAAGAAAAGUGAUACUUUUUCUGUCACAUCCAUAACGCAUCUUUUAUUGACGUUUUCUGGCAUGCCCUAGAUGUACUAUGGGAAUUGUUCUUGUUCUAUCACUUCUCCAGUAUGGUACAGCCUUAAAACAUGCAACACCUGUUUAAAUACUGGGAGACAAAGCAUGCACUGGGUCAUUUGUUGCCAUUUUGAGUUCAAGUGUCACGUCCAUAACGCUGGAAUUGCUCAAGUGUUGGUUGCCUUUUUGGAGUCCUUCAUCAUUUGUGUUGUUGGCUCCCACUUAAAACAGUUCCGCUCAAGUCCAGCCAUUUUCAGGGUCAUGAUAGAGGCCAAUGUCCUGUCCAGAGACAAGCUGUUUCGGGUUGAGGUUUUGUUCAGACUGACCAUUGAAAAUACCCUCUCGGCAUCAGCAUUUGAAUGAGGAAGCACCAAAACCAAGGUUGUUGUCUUUGAUAGCCUCCCAAAUUGGUUCAAGCCAGUCACCUUUGAAAAAGGAACCAAGGGGCUCUAUUACUUAAAUGGUUUUCUUUUUAUCUUAAUAAUGAGCAAGUCAUGUUGUGUGCAAAAAAUUUCUUACUUUGUUCUUUUUUGAGGACAUUCUUCCCCAAAACUCCUCACCGUCAAAGGAUGUUGGGUGCAGUCACGUGACCCGUCCGUGUCUACUCCGCCAUAUUGGAUGGCUUCAGGAUUGUUUACCUUGCGUGAGCGUAAUGGAUCCAGGGAGUAAUCCCCAAGAAAAUUCGGAAAAUACCCCAUCUACAUCGCGUGAUACAGUAACUUGUCUAAGUUUGUUCAGCAUCUUGAAGGUGACGUGAGGCAGCGUUACGUGGAAAAGUGUUCCAGGUUGGGGAUUGCAGAUCCGUACAACUUGCCGCAAUCCUUGUUCAGGGAAAUUCGGAGCUGCGGUGCCGGCGAUUUGCCCGAUCUGGCCUACCACGACAUUUACAAUUUUCUUGUUAAUCGUGAAUCAUGUUACACUGGCAAAGCCCUCAAAGCUUACAAGAGCCUGGAAGCUUAUAAAUAUUUUGUUGCGGGACGGGUAUCCCAACUAUACCUCUGGAAGGUUCCGAAGAAGAAUGUCUACUUGAUAACCUCACGGGUAAGUGGCAUUAAGACGUUUAUCAUAAAGAGACUAUGCAGGACGUUUUAUCGUAAGAAUGUUCGAAAUCUAAACUCAGUUCCAGAUAAUGACAGGGUUGUAAAUAUGUUUUUGUCUGAAAAAAAAUAUCACGAAUCACCGACUAUGCAGUUAUCAUUCAAUCCGAAAAUCAACUUAACAGAUGUACUAGGAGUAUUGAAUUAGAAGAUUACACCUACCUGAUAUGAAGUGCUCACUACAAAUUCGGCUGGUAGCACUGGGGUUCCAGUUUUCUCUUCGCACAGCGGACACUCAUUUUGCGCGUCUCUCCUCGUCUGCGGGGAAUCUAUAAAAUGACAGGCCCUCCUUUUGGCCCUGUCUAUUGGUACGACCAAAUGCUGGACAAGAUAUAUAACCAUUCUCGAAAGAUCUACUCCCACACACUUGAUAAUUAGAACGGGUUCGUCUAAGUUCUAUGCGCGGCCAUGCCGUCCAAGAUGGCAGAUAAACAAAUAUCACGUGACCUCGUGACGUCAAUCUUCACUCUUGCUGGUAUUCACAUGCUGCUUUAAACACACGUUAGUGUCGCUGUUAUUAUUACUGACCAGCGUCUGUUAUUGCCUGUGAACAAGUGGAGCUGCUCGCCAGGGGAUCAUUUAAACAGGUGCAAUACAGCUCAGCUCCUGUAAACCCUUACCAUGUCCAUGCUAAUUAUCUGGGCAACAUUCUCUCACAGCAGGCAAGGUGUGAAUCUGUUGUAACAUUAAAACAGGAUCUGACUUCCUCUGGUCUCUGUGCUGCUCGGAGCUCAUCCUCAUGGUGUCCACUGAACAAAACUUUCAGAAGAUGGUUGUCGCAGAAUCACGUGAACAAUUCCCGGGAUAACAAUGCUUUUUUCAUUGGUUGUUGCGUUAUCGACCCAGAUACAAUAGUGCUUCUGAUUGGCUGUUGUGUAGCCCUGCCCUUUUCCUUUUUUUGAUUGGUUGGUAAGUGGCAGGCUCGACUCAUGGGAGACGCGCUUGUUUCCUGCUGUUUCCAUAGCGAUAGCGGCGCGCCAGAGAAAUUUAUAUUAUAAUUUUUUUUCAGCGUGAGAAAUACAAUGUGUGGCAGGAGUGCGUGACAAAAGACCGAAAAGCGUGACUGUCACGCUCAAUGCGUGAGACUUGAGAGCCCUGAUUUUAAUUACUAGCUAUUUCAAAAGAUCACGUACAGGUAGGAUACCAGUGGUUCCGUCGUGUAACAUUCGUUAUAACACUCAUACGUACUUAACAAGAGCUUAAGUCACUGGUCUGUCAGCGACAUGUUGCCUCCUUCACCGGUAGUGACGCACAGUCGUUGUUUUGUCUGAUUGGCUGGGCUGCAGUGGACUGGUCACUGACCCCGUGCUGCAAACACCAGUCUAAGAUAACACAUUAUCGGCCAGUGCUGGGUCGCGUCCCUAGGACAAUGGCGGAGUGUAAAGCUUACGGCUGCACAAACAACAAGCGCAGAAAUCCCGGGAAACGUUUCUUUUGUGUCCCUAAACCAACUGUUGACACAAAGUCAGAGUUGGCAAAACGUUGGCUUCAUGACAUCGGCACGGGUCACACCCUCAAAACGUUUCCGUUCGGACGGAAUUCAGUGGUAUGUAAAGACCGUUUCAAGCCGACCUGUUAUCGGCGGGAUCUUCAGGCUGAGUUGCUGGGCAGGAAGCCCAAGCAUUUACAUCUCCAACCAGAUGCUGUCCCGACAGAAUUCCUUCACAACAAGUCAAAGGAUGACAACAGACAACAAGAGCGUCUCGCCAAAAGGAACCAGCCAAAGCUGUGCAGUGCCGUUGCCAUGGAGAUCGCCAGUAAGGAGAUGGCGCGUGCACUUGGUCCUGAACCACAGCAAGAUGAAAACACAGUUCAGGAACAGAACGAGUGCAAAGUGACCUGGAGUGUACCAAAGACGGAGGAGGAUGUUUUGGGAGGAUCCAUUGAUGAUGGAUGCUGCAUAUGUGGGGGACGCUUUGCUUUUAACCACGUUAUUAAGCACGGCGAUGAAAUGUGUUGCCACUUGUGCCAGAUGAAAUUCUCCCAUAUCGACUCGCUGACCUUGCACCUGAAAAAUGGACAUCCUGGCAAUUAUCGUACGUUCUGUAAAAGCUGCACCGUGUACAUGAGGCGACAUCUACCAAAGGUGUGGAGUGUAGAAACUGACAAGAGCACAGAGACUCCAAAAGAGGAAAUUCUGGAUGAGGAGGUGGAGGAGGUCAUAAUUGAGGAGGAUGAGGUGGAAGUAAAGUAUGUGAAAGAAGAGGAGGAGGAGGAGGAGGUGGUGGGGAUUGUUGGAAGGACGGAGGAAGCAGAAGAAAACCGCAUUACAGAGACUCCAGAGGAUAAAACGAUAAUCAAUACAAGCUUGCAUGAUCAGAGCUAUUUCUCUGGAGAAACUAGCAGGGAGACGACAAAUAAUGUUGUCAUGUACACCAGCAGUGAAAAUGUGCUCGUUUUUGUUAAUAAAACGGACAACAACCGAAUAUCCCCGAUAGACUCAUAUACUGAACAUGACCAGCAGGGGACGCCAGUGGAUAAUCAAAUGGUGUGCAGCGUCAUCCAUGAUCACACAUACUUUUCCACUCAAAGCCUUGCAAACCAAGCUCCUAACACAUGCAGUUCCGUUUACAAAACUUCACGUGACGUGACACACUCCAGCACUGAUCACGUACACGUGUUUAAUAAUAAAGCCGACACUAGGAUGUCCCUUAAGGACCCAGAAAGCACUGAAAGUAUCCAGGAGCAGACGUGGACGCAUGAACUGGUGUACAGGAGCUUGCUCGAUCAUAAUUACGUCUUGAGACAAAACCUUGCAGAUUGCACUGUUCUCUCAAAACAAGUACCUUGCAGGUCGGGUACGCACGAAGCGAUCAAAGAAAAAUUGCUGAAAAAACAAAACCACAGAGGUAAUGUCGGUAUGACUCUGAGCUCCAGCGCAGCUAUGUUGGAAUCCUCCCAGCUGAAGGAUAACAUUAAGGUGGAAAAAGACCUUCAUGAGUUUGAACCUAUUCAGCAGGAGGAUGGAGGAGAAUAUGAGGAAAGUAUUCGGAGAAGUCGCUACGACGACCAUGACCCUUUAUGCAUAGGUGACUUGGUAUCCACAUCUCAAGAUGAUAUGAACUCAGAUACGCUGUCUUGCACAUCCACAGACUACGAAUACUUUUCGGAGGACGAUCAUCCAAGCGAAAGUUGGAGCGCUUGUCGGAAACAAGACUCUGAAAACACUAACCAGAAAUCACUUAACUCUGUGGAUUCAAAUCCUUCAACCAGUUCAGGGAAAGACCUCCAGAUCUGCCCUUGUUGUGGCCUGAGCAAAGUUCCCAACCCAGAAAAGUCUACCAAGCGAUGCACGUGUGCCCAAUCUUUUCCGUGUGCUCUCUCUGGAAGUGUGCAUAGCACUGAACAAAUGCGACUGAACCAUCAAGCAAAGAACCACCCUUCGACCAAAUAUGUGUGUGUGAGGUGCCUGCAGCUGUUUCCCAACCAGAAUGUUUUCAUGCAGCACAUUUGUAGCAAGUCCAGUGGGAUCAGUGGAGAGUCAUUAACCCCAUGUAAGAGCUCAAAGAAAGCAGAACCACCAGUGGUCAUGAUUCUGAAUGUUGUGCCCUCACCGACUGCAGAGUCUUCGACGCAAAGCAUCAGCAGUCAGAGAGUCAGCAUUAUGAAUACAGUUCAGAAUCUUGGGACUGGAUCAGAUUCCAUAUCACGUUCGUUACCCAAUAGUCCAUCCAUCUCUGCCAACCAAGAGGUCACGGCCACGAAGUUGUCAGGUUAUGCUCAGGAAAAGAAUGCACCAUGUCUAGUAUUAAAUGGACACCAAGGACAAGUGAUGACUCUAGUUUCUACAGCUGCACAGAAACAAAUUGGACAGAUGAAGGUUUUAAGGUCUUCACAGGCCAAAGUGGUGACUCAGACUCCUUCUUCAUCUUCUAUUUCUACCCAGCUCCAACUUUCAUCCCAAGGCCAACAACAAAUGGCACCUACUUCUCUAGUUACUCCGACAGAACAUGGACAGAUGCAGACGUUAACUCCAUUGCAGCCCAAAGUGGUGACCCACACUCCUCCAGGCAACGCAGAGCUGACAACAAGCAUCACCUUUCCUCAGCAGCACCCACCAUUCGGAGUUCACUUACCCAAGGGGAUCGUUUGGGGUCCCGUUCUACCCCAAGUCUUGAUCCCAUCCCAAACAGGCCAACUACCUGAAUCCAAUAUUCCAUUCCUGGACAUCUGUAGGUCUUCUCCAUCUUCCCAGAUCAUUCCUUCAUCCCAGGGACCUUUACAAAUAGUGGCUAUGUUUGUGAACCAGAGCAAGGAAAUGGCCCUGCAGAAGCGCAUGCUCCAGAGCUGGCGCUCCAAAGCCGUUUUCCCAUGCCGCCAGUGCGGCGCUGUGUCACGCCAGUUCUCACUGGGUGUGCGCCAUCGCUACCAGCACCGUGGGCCACGCAUCCACAGAUGCCAGUGUGGUCGAACCUUCCAGCAGCGCAUGCACUUGCUGCGCCAUCAGGUUCAGCAUGCUGAGGCCACGCGCUACGUCUGUGCUGCCUGCGGCCAGAUGUUCUGUGGUACGCAGCAACUGGCCUGCCAUAGGCCCUUCUUUAGGAUCGCACAAUCAAAUAGGAAAAAACAAGCAAAUAAACAGUGCAGGAACAUUUUUCAGUGCUAUUGCGGCCAUUCCUUUAUGAGACCCGCUGCCUUAUUGUGGCACAUGUUAAAAAACUCAAAAGCCCACAAGCCGUGCUUAAAAGGUUUCAGACGGACUUGAUUUUGUUGGGUUUGUUUGUUUGUUUGUUUGUUUAUUUUGACCGUAAAUUACUGUUGAAAUUGAAGUUGCUUAAGUUUCAAAGUGAAAUGGAGCGCUGUCACUAAUAAAAUGGCUAUAUUUUUCUGCUGUAAAGCAAUCCGAAAUGGACAGUUGGGCAUCCAAAUUCCUGUGGUGUUUGCUCCACCCAAUAAUCAUGAAUUAUUGUGGGGAGUUUGAUGAAUGUACGCUCAUUACUACAGUCCAUUGUUAUAUAAAAACGGCUGCUUUGUGAAUGUUUUAUUUACUGUUUGGAUUAAAUUUCUUGGGCAGACAUUUCUUGCGGACGUAUUUCAAAACUA